GUCGUGGAUAGCAUGAACGAGCAUAUUGCAUAUACUAGUUUAGCCAAAUAAGAAGGAUUUGGAAGGGCCAAGUGAGCAGAGAGCAGCUAUGACGAAACCCCCAAACAACUGCCACUACACUGGCGGUGUGUGGUGGCCGGCCCUCGUGGCCGCCGCCGUGAAACUCCUCCUCAUUCCCGCCUACCACAGCACUGAUUUCGAGGUUCACCGCCACUGGCUCGCCCUCACUCAUUCCCUCCCACUCUCCCGCUGGUACUCCGACUCCACCAGCCAGUGGACCCUCGAUUACCCUCCUUUCUUCGCCUACUUCGAGAAAUUCCUCUCCAUCUUCGCCGCCAGGGUGGAUCCCCUUAUGACCGACCUCUACCGCGGCCUCGAUUACGCCUCCUCCCGCGCGAUCCUCUUCCAGCGCCUCUCCGUCGCGCUCUCCGACGUCCUUCUUGUCUACUCCGCCUAUAGAUUGACUAAGAAGAGGAAUUUUAGGGAUUUAGAGAGGCUCUUGAUUUGCGCGUUGGUUAUUUGGGCGCCGGGGUUGUUUCUGGUGGAUCAUAUGCAUUUCCAGUACAAUGGGUUUCUGUUGGGGAUGUUGCUGCUGUCUAUUUCGUUUUUGGAGGAAGGGAGGGAUUUGAUGGGAGGUUUCAUUUUCGCUGUUUUGCUCUGUUUUAAGCACUUGUUUGCGGUGGCUGCGCCGGUGUAUUUUGUGUAUUUGUUUAGGCAUUAUUGUCGGGGUGGAUUUCUCAAAGGAUUUGCCAGGUUGGUGCUUAUGGGUUGCGUGGUCUUGGCGGUCUUUGCUGCAGCCUACUUGCCGUUUUGGCACUAUGGGCAGAUACGAGAAGUUCUCCAACGCAUGUUUCCUUUUGGCAGGGGACUCUGCCAUGCUUACUGGGCUCCAAACUUCUGGGUGUUCUAUAUAAUGUUGGAUAAGGUUUUAGGAUUUUUGCUAAUGCGACUAGGUUUCAAUGUCCAAGCCCCAAAAGCCUCAUUCACUGGUGGUCUUGUCGGAGAUUCCUCGCCUUUCUCUGUACUACCCACGAUCACACCUUUUAUAACGUUCAUCACAGUUCUCUUGGCAGUAUCACCAUGUUUGAUAAAGGCAUGGAGGAAUCCCCAACCAAGGAUGGUCUCUAGAUGGGUAUCAUAUGCCUAUACAUGUGGAUUCCUGUUUGGGUGGCAUGUCCAUGAAAAGGCGUCACUUCACUUUGUGAUUCCACUUGCUUUGACAUCCUUGAAAAGCGUUGAGGAUGCUAAGCAUUACUUCUUUUUGUCCAUAGUAUCUUGCUACUCGCUGUUCCCUCUUCUGUUUGAAGCACAAGAAUAUCCUAUUAAAGUCGUGUUGCUGCUUCUACAUGCUGUUCUGAUGCUGUUCGGAUUUUCUGCAUUUUUCCCCAAGCCAAGCACUACAAGAGACGCAGCAGUAGUCAAGGGAAGAGAUAACAAUUCGGAAAGUCAUGCUUUCCGUAUUGGGUGGUUGGGAAAAUCGUACCUUGUUGGCUUAGUAGUGGUGGAGAUAUGGGGGCAAUUUCUGCAUCCUAUCAUUUUUGGUGAUGCCCUUCCUUUUCUACCUCUUAUGAUGAUUUCUAUAUACUGCGCGCUUGGGAUGUUGUACUCUUGGAUUUGGCAACUAACACAGAUCGUUUUGACCAAUUAAUUGAGGGCACAAACUUGUGUGCAUCAGGAUGUACGAUGCACUGGUCCUAGUUAAACCUAAUUAAGGUUCAUUAAUCCCAAAUUAGGAUCUAUCAAUCACGAUUAGGAUUUGAUUAGGACCGGUGCCACUCGAUUGAGUUGGGAUCAUCUCAACUCUCAUAGCUAACAAAUAACCAAGAUUAUGUUGUUGUGGGAGCACUUUUGUUCAGCUUACUAGGAACUUUAUGUUUCAGUGGACCUCAAUUGUUGAGAUACACAUCUCGUUGCCUGUGCUUUUGAAAGAUUCUAAAUGUACAACACUUUUUCCACUUUUAUUAUAUUCUACUUCCUUAUUUUGAUGAA
This is a messenger RNA of Salvia miltiorrhiza (redroot sage), 1989 nucleotides long. Its product is annotated as probable dolichyl pyrophosphate Glc1Man9GlcNAc2 alpha-1,3-glucosyltransferase. Gene Ontology annotation, molecular function: dolichyl pyrophosphate Glc1Man9GlcNAc2 alpha-1,3-glucosyltransferase activity. The record is from RefSeq and is a predicted model, not a curated record. Gene Ontology annotation, cellular component: endoplasmic reticulum membrane. Gene Ontology annotation, biological process: protein N-linked glycosylation. The coding region runs from base 89 to 1648 and encodes 519 amino acids. Lineage: Eukaryota; Viridiplantae; Streptophyta; Magnoliopsida; Lamiales; Lamiaceae. The transcript is spliced from 4 exons.